AUGUCCCCCCUUCAUCUACUUCUGCUUCUUCUCCCCCUCGCGUAUUCCCUCACGGUGACCAUCCCGAGUGCCGUGCAAAACGCCUCGUCUCUCCCGCUGCGGGUUUCCUCGGAGCUCGCCUCGCUCGCCUCGCUCGACGCCCCCAAACUGAGCGCGAUCAACGCCUCGGCGUUCGACUGGUGGUACUUUGACGUGGUCGCACGCGAGUAUUCCCUCGUGUGCACCUUCUUCGCCGCCUCCGAGUCCGCGUUUCCCUUCCUCUACCCUUCCUCGUCCGUGCUGGGCGCGUAUCUCUGGCUCGAGAAGGACGGGCAGGUCUGGCACGCCCAUUUCCCUGCCUCCCUUGCCCUCCUGCACUCUUCUCAUCCGGACGAAAUCGCCGGCGACUGGCAGGACGCAGGCUUCGUCUUUGAUGGCGUCUCUCAUGAUGAUCAUCUUGUCUACCAGUUGGAUAUCCACACUGCCAAUCUUACAGGCAGUAUAUCCAUACAAGCUCCGAUGAUGAGAAACGAACAGUAUCUAUCUGAGAUCGGAUGGGUGAAUCCCCUGCCGGAUGGAACCGCCCAAGUCUCCCUCGUGCUGGAUGGGAAGGAGAUUUCCUUCCACGGCUCCGGCUAUCACGACAAGAACUGGUCCAAUCAAGCAUUCGCAUCCCGCGUAUCAACCUGGUCAUGGGGCCACGCCCAUCUCGUCGAGCAGGGAAGAAGCGUCUCGCUGGUCUGGCUGCAUGUCGUGUCGCCCGCCAACGAAACAUCGUCCGCCGUCUACCUGGCGAUCAACGGGGAGAUUCUCGCAAACUACCAGGCCGGCAUUCUGUCCGUCUCGUCGACUGAGAAUACCACCCGAGUGGCGGUGCGGGAGGAAUUCGUCUUUACCUUCCUUAAAGAGCGGGUGAUCGCGUCCAACGAUCCUUAUUACUUCCGUUGGGCUGGACGGGAGAUGGACAGGCCGGGCGUGGUUUUAUUCGAACAGUUUACUCUGUGAAUGCCUACUCUACUGUGCUCUCUACUAUCGAACUUUGGUACUAUACUUAGUCAUUAAUACAUCGUGACGCGUAG
Messenger RNA from Penicilliopsis zonata CBS 506.65, 1058 nucleotides. RefSeq lists its product as hypothetical. The transcript has 3 exons. The coding region runs from base 1 to 984 and encodes 327 amino acids. The record is from RefSeq and is a predicted model, not a curated record. Lineage: Eukaryota; Fungi; Ascomycota; Eurotiomycetes; Eurotiales; Aspergillaceae.